UAUUGAUAUAUUAUCCAAAAGUGGAUAAAUGUCUGAGGAACACACCUCUUCGUGACAACAUAAACGACUGAACGUCUGGACAGUGUGUUAUGAUUAUAGUUUAGAACGAUAAUAAUGAGUUCUGCAUCGAAAAGUGAUGAAGUUGGAAAAAAGCCAAAGGCUUUGCUGGGAGUAAGGCACCUUCAGGCUUUGAUGCUGUUUCUGGCCAUGCUCAUCUCGUACAGUAUGCGAGUGAACAUGAGCAUGGCUAUAGUUUCCAUGACCGAUGACAACAGUGAAAAUUCCUUCGAUUGGAGUCUGCAGAUCCAGAGCGUCAUACUCUCCUCCUUCUUCUGGGGGUACGUCGUGCUGCAGAUUCCCGGGGGAGAGCUGGCUGCGAGGUUCGGGAGCAAAAUCCUGCUGAUGCUAUCCCUGGGGAUCAAUGCUGUGGCGUCGUUGUUGCUGCCUCUUGCUGCGUACUAUGGUGGCUGGCAAUAUGUAUGUGCCUGUCGAGUGGUGCAAGGUGUCUCCCAAGGGUUUCUCUUCCCCUGCACACACAAUCUCAUCGGAAAGUGGGUGCCAUUGGAAGAGAAAAGUCGAUUGGGCACCUUUGUAUAUGCAGGAAGCCAGCUAGGCACAGCCUUACAGCUUCUCGCAGCCGGUUACAUCUCCGAGUACUGGGGCUGGCCGUUCAUAUUCUACAUCAUCGGAGUCCUCAGCGCCAUAUGGACGGUGGUCUAUGCCUUCCUCGGAUCUAAUUCUCCGCAAACUUCGAAGAUCAUCAGCUCGGAAGAGAAGAUGUAUAUAGAACAUUCGUUGGGCCAUGUUGGGGAGCAAAAGAAACUUAAGACUCCUUGGAAGGCUAUAGCUACGUCGGUGCCUUUUAUAUCCCUUAUCAUAGCACACUGCGGUCAGAACUGGGGAUUCUGGACUCUCAUGACCGAGACACCUUCGUACAUGAGCAACGCCUUGGGCGUUGACAUCAAGUCUAAUGGUCUUAUGUCAGCCACUCCGUAUUUCGCCAUGUUCCUCGUGAGCUUCCUCGUCGGUCAGUUGUCUGACUACGUUCUGAGGAAGAAAUGGCUCAGCAUUACUGCGUCAAGGAAAAUAGGCAACUCUAUUGGCAUGUAUGGUCCUGCUAUCGUAUUAGUGGUUCUGACCUAUGCACCAGCCAACGCUACAGUCGCUGUUUCACUUCUAACGCUAACCAUGGUGUUGAACUCCGGACAUUACGCUGGCUAUUUGUUGGUCCACAUUGACAUGGCACCAAAUUUUGCCAGCACUCUGAUGGGUAUCACCAACUUCUUCGCCAACAUCGUCGGUAUCAUCGCGCCUUUGGUCGCUGGAGUGAUCGUCAAGGAUGAGACGAACGCGACCGACUGGCAGAACGUGUUUUAUCUGUCGUCAGCUGUGUACGUCGUCUUUAACACCAUAUUCGUUAUCUUCGGGAGCAGUGAGAGACAACCGUGGAAUGAGCCAAAGGAAAGGAAUGAGAAAGAAUUACAUCAAGACGGGGAGUCGCACAUCACAUAAAACGGCAAAGCUCACUUGUGCACUGAAUUAGAUAAUUUAAGUUUCAAUUAAAUAGGUA
Molecule: messenger RNA, 1570 nt
Organism: Amyelois transitella
Lineage: Eukaryota; Metazoa; Arthropoda; Insecta; Lepidoptera; Pyralidae
Product: putative inorganic phosphate cotransporter
Exons: 11
Coding region: 115-1512 (465 amino acids)
Biological process (GO): monoatomic anion transport; transmembrane transport
Cellular component (GO): plasma membrane
Molecular function (GO): transmembrane transporter activity
Source: RefSeq, a predicted model, not a curated record